Molecule: messenger RNA, 1119 nt
Organism: Apis dorsata (giant honeybee)
Lineage: Eukaryota; Metazoa; Arthropoda; Insecta; Hymenoptera; Apidae
Gene: Rab21
Product: ras-related protein Rab-21
Exons: 4
Coding region: 380-1048 (222 amino acids)
Biological process (GO): Rab protein signal transduction
Molecular function (GO): GTPase activity; GTP binding
Source: RefSeq, a predicted model, not a curated record
UGCACCUAAUAUGGAGAAGUUAAAAUAUAGUUUACUAUUUUCUUAAUAGAUAAAAAGAUUAAGUAACGAUUAUAGUUGUUCAUAAUUAAAAAAAAAAUGUUUUACUCAAGCAAAUAUAACUUACAUUACAUAGAUUUAUGAAGUGAAGAAAUAUGUAACUGCGGAAUGUAUAGAAGGAGAUACGUAAUAUGCCCCACUGCUGUAAAAUACUAACGUAGAGGGGGACAAAGCCGCAUGAGGGGCCCCACCCGUGAAUAUCAUCGUUAUGAUCGUCAGUCGUCAAUAUACUCUAUAAAUUGUUCUAUCAACGAUUAUUGUACGCAUUUCCAACUGUCAUAUUGUAUUAUCAUAUUGUAUAUAUAUUAGUUAUAUACAAAUUAUGGCUAGUUCAAUUAAUAGCACCAAUAAUGUCUAUAAUUUCAAAGUUGUGUUGCUCGGCGAAGGAUGUGUUGGAAAAACUUCUGUUGCAUUACGAUAUGUUGAAAACAAAUUUAAUGAUAGGCAUAUCAGUACAUUGCAGGCUUCUUUUUUAAAUAAAAAAUUGACUAUACAUGAAAAGAAAGUAAACUUGGCAAUAUGGGAUACUGCUGGUCAAGAAAAAUUUCAUGCAUUGGGACCAAUUUAUUACAGAAUGUCAAAUGGUGCCAUUAUAGUUUACGAUGUUACUGAUUAUGAUACAUUCUUAAGGGUAAUAAAUUGGGUUACAGAACUUAGGAAAAUGCUAGGCAGUGGAAUUUGUUUAGCAAUAGCUGGAAAUAAAAUAGAUCUUGAAAAGGAUAGACGUGUUUAUAUCGAAGAAGCAGAAGAAUUUGCUAACAAAGCAGGAGCUAUGCAUUUUCAUAUUUCUGCCAAAUUAAAUGAAAAUAUUGAAGAAAUGUUCUUUCAAUUAACAGUACGAAUGAUAGAACAUGCAGAUCUAAUGGAACAAAAAUCUACAUUAUCAAGAACAAGUAGUAUACGUCGUAAUGUUGUUGUGGUUGAAGAUGAAGGUGAAGAAACUGAACCAAUUAAGAAUUCCUGUUGUGGUGGUUCUUCACAUACAUCUUAACUUGAAAUAUCUAUUAAAAUUGGUUUUAAUUUUGAACAAGCCAUAUAUAGAAAUGUGUGUAUAUAUAUAUG